Messenger RNA from Aethina tumida (small hive beetle), 1335 nucleotides. RefSeq names its product 39S ribosomal protein L37, mitochondrial (gene mRpL37). The record is from RefSeq and is a predicted model, not a curated record. Gene Ontology annotation, biological process: translation. Gene Ontology annotation, molecular function: structural constituent of ribosome. Gene Ontology annotation, cellular component: ribosome; mitochondrion. The coding region runs from base 82 to 1296 and encodes 404 amino acids. Lineage: Eukaryota; Metazoa; Arthropoda; Insecta; Coleoptera; Nitidulidae. The transcript is spliced from 5 exons.
AAAUUGAGGUUAUGUCAGAUGUCACAUUUGCAAUACACACAUAAAAAUAUACAUAGGAAUAGAAAUAAAUAACUAUAAAUAAUGAAGUUAACAAAUGUCGUUUUGCGGCAACACAUCGGCUGGCAUUUCUCGAAAAACUGGAUCGCGCAAGGUAAAAGACGACCUAUAGAAACUGGAGCUGAGGCGCUUUUAAAGAAGAAAGGUGUCAAAGUGGUGGAUUCUAAAGAGUUUCUGAUACCAAAACGACAGCCACUAGAACAAGUAAAUGUAGUGGGAUACGGAUACAAAAAACAACCACUUGACAACACUCAUCCAGACUGGCAAGAAAGAGUACUUUUUACGUAUAAAGAUAAUAAUGUGUUGCUAGAAGGAUUAUCACAGGCUAAAAUAAUAACAAAAACUGUUGAAGUUGAAGAGGGCCUACCAGAUAAUAACACAGAAGUACCAAAGGAUGUUCAUAAACAAGUUAAAAAUAUCAUUUUAAACUCCUGGUUAUUGGAUGCUGAACAGGAAAAGUUACCAAAAAUUAAAGACCCAAACAGACCUGCAUUUAACUUCCCUAGAAUAUAUGGAGUAUCACAAAACAGAAGAAAUAAACUUCUGAUUGGAAAAUUAUUACAGUUAAUUGAAUCAAAAUCAGAUGAAUCAAUACUAAAAGACAGAUAUUUAUUCAAUGAUUUGUUCUUCUCAUUCCCAUUUGAAAAGAAUGGAGAUCUGAUUCAGUUCAAAUUGAAAGGAGACUCACUAUUAACUUCCAGGAAACCUCUUGCAGCUGUGACACAACAACAAACUGACUCACUUGAAUUACCUGACAUAUACCCAAUUAAAGAAACAAUUACAUUAAAUGAAGAAAACAUUUACAAAGUUGAAGAUCUCUAUCCCAUUAGCUCAAAAGUCUCCAAACAUCACCCUCAUACCUUGUUUAUUCAUUACAAUGAUCAAGAUGUGGCCAAUCUGUUUGAGGAGGAAGUCACAGAAAGCCAAGUAUUUGGACGGUCUUUGAUGAAGACCUUUACUGUAGCAGCUUCUUAUGCCAGACAGGAAUUUGGUAAAGAUGUGAAGAACCUACCUCAACCAGUGGUGCUGCAAUGUGUGCACACUAAUAGCCAGUGGUUCCACUUUGGAGUGUUGCAAUUGAACUCUUUAGACGUGAACAGCUCUCAAAAGAAUAUUUGGUAUCAAACAGAGAAGAUUCCUCUCUUUGAUAAAUGUAAAUAUGAGGCUGGCAAACCAGAAUUAGAAGGGUAUAAUAGGGAGGUAAUUAAGAAUUUGAUAAGAUUUUAUAAUAAUGUUUAAUGUUGCAUAAUAAUAUAAUAAAAUUGUUUUACAUACGAA